GAGCCCUUUGUGGACUGUGGAGGUGGUGCCUUGAGACCUGAGCCCACUUGGGAGGCAGCUUCUCUCUGCCUGGACUCUGCAGGGGCAGCUAGGAUCCAAACUUUGGAGGUGGAGUGAGGGACCUGCAGCUGUGUGGGACUGGUGGGGAGCUCUGGACCAUUUGCUAGGAGCAGUGAGAGCUGUGAACCUCUCUUACGUAUCAGCCGUGAGAAAGAGAGUUAGGUGUCUGAAGACUAAUUCUUAAACAGGCAGAUCAGAAGGAUUAAUCAGUUGCUUAGCAUGUUCUCAUUUUACAAAAAUUGCCCCCAACCUGGGAAGUACUGCACUGUUUUUAAUCUCCUUCCUGUAGAGGUUUUCACCCUGAGAGCAAAACAUGGCUAUCCCACUUUGCCUUUUCCAGACUGAAUGCUGAUUGUACAAACUGAAUUGAAAUCAAAUAUGCAACUGAAGAAUAUGCCAGGGUCAGCUGCUGGUUUUAUUCUGCUCAUCCUUGGGCCUUGCACAGUGUGGGAGCUCACAGCAGAAGACGGCAGUUGGACUAAAUGCAGAUGGGAACAGGGGCUGUUCUAGUGGUGCCAAUGUCUUGGUGGGAUUUCUCCCUGUUAAAGCAGUCAAAAAAUAAUGAUUCCAUAGUAAUUUCACAAGCAUUUUUAGUAUUUCUUUCUUCCCAAAAUGCCUUCAUGUUCUGCUCUUGUGGCAAGUUUUUGGUCAAUAAAUGCACCCAGCAAAAUCCUUAUCUUGGGGAGCAAAAUGCAUCCCAGAUUGCAGAUUUCAGCUGUCCAGAUGUGCACUGAGCUGCCUACCCAUUUCUCUUCUGGAUGUGGAAGAGAAGGCAGGGAAUAAACGGUGGGCUGUAUGAGCUCUAGUCUGCAGAAGUCGUCAGCAUGUGCACGGCUUAGAGGUUGUAGAAAAGAGAAAGGCUCCCUUCUUAGGGCAGAAAGAGGUUUGGGAGAAGCCGAGCUUAUGAGCCAUACAACAGGAGUAGCUCAGGAGGAGAGGGAUGAUCUUAGUAGCUUGGCAUAGCUUCUGCUUGCUGGUCCCUAGCCACCAGUAUCUGUCCAGUUCUCUGUAGAUGUUGUUGUUAAGAGCAAUGGCUGCAGGUGGGUGCCAGGAGGCAAUAAUUGCUCUUCAUACUGAGGGGGAGGCAUCAUUUAAUCCAUCUACUUAGCCCUUGUAGUAGCAUGUUCUGACACCAAGGCAGGGGAUGGCAGACUCCCACAGGGUGCACAAAUGCCCCUGAAACUAGAAGCCAAAUUAAUUGAUACCUGCAUAGAAAUCAGUGUUGAUUUACACCAGAACAGGAUAUAGGGAGGCUUUGCUAUUGAACAAGGUAUUCUGUGAGUCUACAUGGAGGUAACUAUGCCUGCUUUCCAAGCUGGUUUUGGAGAUGGGCUACAAUCCAUGUUAGAAGCUCUAAUAUAUAAAAUGCCAAAAUUAUUGACCCAAGCAGAAAAGGUGGUCAGCUGCAGCUGAUCAUAAUGGGUUCCUUCUGGCUUUAAUAAUUUGGCUUUCAUUUCUGUUCCACAUGUUCUUGGGUUCAGAAAUGAAUAAUUUGUUCUCCAGGAUACCAGUUGCUCAGAAGCAAGUGAGGGAAGGUAGCAGAGGAAAUUUGGGGCUGCUUGCUCUAAGUAAUGCAUGGAGAUAAUGGCUAUGUGGUAUUUGUUUAACAAAACAAAAUGAGACUACCUGGAGGUUUGCCUCACUUCUUAGCAAGGGCCUGAAACCCCCAGCUGUUGUUUGAGAGAGCCAUGGAUGUGGGAUGUGACCUGGCAGCAAUUUGUCCUUGCCACAGUGGGAUUGCGAAAAGCCUUACUACUUCACAGACACCAGGAGGUGAAGAUCUUCCGUGCCUUAAUCCUAGGGGAGCUGGAGAGGGGCCAGAGCCAGUUCCAAGCGCUCUGCUUCGUCACAAGGCUUCACCGCAACGAGAUCAUCCCCAGCGAGUCCAUGGCAAAGCUGCGGCAGAAAAAUCCGAGGACAGUGCGGCAGGCUGAGGAGGUGCGGGGCCUGGAGCAUCUCAGCAUGGAUGUAGCUGUCAACUUCAGCAAGGGGGCCCAGCUGAGCUCUCACAUCCACAAUGUCUGUGCAGAGGCCAAAGAAGCAAUUUACACCCGAGAAGAAGAUGUCAAAUUUUGGCUGGAGAGAGGGGUGGAUGGCUCCAUGUUUGAGGUCCUGCCACAGACAUCCGAUCUCCCUGACCUGCAGCGUUGCAAGCUGUGUGCAGACCGCUGGAAACCCUGCAUUUGCAGCUACUCACUGAGCAUCGAGUGGUACCCAUGCAUGCUGAAGUACUGCAAGAGUCGCGAUGCUGGGGGCAAGGUUUCUUCUUACAAAUGUGGCAUCCGCAGCUGCCAGAAGGGCUACACCUUUGAUUACUAUGUACCGCAGAAGCAGCUCUGUCUCUGGGACGAGGAGACCUAGCAAAGCCAGGCCAGAUCUUUGCAAGGGGCAGCUCAUCUGCCUCCUUCCAUUUAUGAUGCUAAGGGCCUCCUGGAGCUGGCUGCUCCAAAGAAGGAAUACGGUUCACAGCGGUGCCUUGUACCAGGAGAGCUCUGUGUGUGUGCCUUUCCUUCUGGCCCCUCCCCACCUGACGCUGCCUCAUUCUGUGAUAAAUGGGCUCAGCUCACUGCAUGUUGAUGCUCUCCUGACAGCUGCCAGGAGAUCUGGCCUCCUGGAAGAAGCAGGAGAUGCAGGUUUCUGGGUUGAAGCACUGGGAGGGGUGUGUUUUGACCUGCUUGGGAGUUAGCAGAUGUGAAAGGGGGCAGUCCUGAUCAGUUAUCAGCCUUGAGCAUCCUGAUGAGUGGUCAGGGCAGGGAGAGAAAGGGUGUUGGUGACCUGGUUUGUCAAGCAUCUCUGCCACCGAAGAAGCCCCCUCACUGACUUCACCACCUCCUGGUGACACAACAGCAUUUCCCAGUGGGAAAACAGCUGAUUUAUGGGACCACAUACCCUGAACAAGGAAGGUACGAAGCCUACCCAAAACAAGAGCCUGCCUUUUUCUAGCGUCUGACUGGCUGUUAUAUCCUUCCUGUGGCUAGAAGUAUAAUGGGGGGGAUAUAUGCCAGCAAUUACUUUUGCCUCUAAAGGGUUGGUAAUUAGGGCUCUAAUUAAUCCCUGUUUAGACUAGUGAAGGCCCAACUUUUUGUGUUGGUCCUGUGACUCCCCUGCUAAGAACCAUCUAGAGACUUCUGACUACUGUUGUAACAUUCUGGUUGCAAGGCGGGAGGAUGAUCCCAGGUGGGACCGCACUGCUGUUUUGAAGACGACGACAUUCUACAUCUACGUCAUUUUAUGUACUACUCUGCCAGCUAUUCACAAGAAGCUCUUAGAUAAUUGUACUGCUUUGCUGUGCCUUGGUUUCCCCUAUAUGUAAAACAGGGAUGAUACAGAAGUUGACCUUGGCCCUGGUAUAUACCUGGAGGGCAUCAGAUAAAAAGCACUGAAGGAGUGCAGCCUGGUUCCUGUGUCCUCUUCCACUCAAGUUAGAACAAGCAGGGAGGGGAGAGAGGCUGUUGGGGUCAUUGUGAACCCCUGUACCUCCUGGUGAAAAGCCUUCACAAUGUGCCUUUUUGCUUAAAAUACAGGAAUUUUUGAGGAAAAAAAAUAAUUUGGUCACAAUUAUUUUUGUAUUGAUCACUUAAAGGGGGAGAAGGGAAAGGUAUUUUAAUAUUGCAACAUGAAGUAAAACACACUUGAUUUUUUUUAAAAACAAAUUAUUUAUCAUUUGUAAGGUAAAAUAAACUGGUUUUUUUUAAAGCA
Molecule: messenger RNA, 3759 nt
Organism: Phalacrocorax carbo (great cormorant)
Lineage: Eukaryota; Metazoa; Chordata; Aves; Suliformes; Phalacrocoracidae
Source: RefSeq, a predicted model, not a curated record